Messenger RNA from Scatophagus argus, 5203 nucleotides. RefSeq names its product polymerase (DNA directed) nu (gene poln). The transcript has 29 exons. Lineage: Eukaryota; Metazoa; Chordata; Actinopteri; Scatophagidae. Gene Ontology annotation, molecular function: DNA-directed DNA polymerase activity; DNA binding. Gene Ontology annotation, biological process: DNA-templated DNA replication; double-strand break repair. The record is from RefSeq and is a predicted model, not a curated record. The coding region runs from base 312 to 2774 and encodes 820 amino acids.
AACUAACACAGACAGCAAGAUUCUGUUUUCAUGUGUCUUGUGAUGUUGCAGAGACUAUUCUUGGCUUGCCUCCUCUCUGUUUCCUUUUUCCCUGUCUGACUGCACAUUGUUCACCUUUUCUCUUUCUGUAGACUGCCGAUGGAAGUAUCAGAAGGAGCAGCUCAAGUGUAGUGCUUGCCCCAACAAGAACUCUUGUUGCUGGACUAAGCUCAACCUUGAAACAGAACUUGACUCCUACUGCUAUAAAAGGAAGCAAAAAAAUUGAAAACUUCAACCGUACAGCUUCUCUAACUCUUUUACAUCCUCCUCGCAUGAUCCCCUCAUUCCCCUUAAAGAGGAAGCAUGAAGUACUUGAGCACCAAAAUGCUCACCUUCCUCCCAAAAUCUGUCGGCAUUUUCCUAAAUGGAAGCCACCUCAUUGCUCCCAAAAAAAGGCAGGGGAAGGAGGAGUUAAUGAUCUGAACACAGCCAGGCCCAAAACUUCCAUCCCUGAACUCCCAGCUCUACCUCCAGAGCCACAGACUGAAGUCAGUCCUUCACAUAAAACAGGGGUAGUUUUAGAGGUACAUAAAGACCUGUAUGCCUCAAAUCCCACCAGACAAAUUCUGCAGAGCAAGAUGAAAGAAGAGUGCUGUGACUUGGCUAAAAAUGCUUCAAAACAGACCCCAUCUUCUUCGAACUGCAGACCACUGAAACACAAGCAGGCCAAAUGUGGGCCUGACCAGGGAACAAAUGGGCCAAAGAUAUCCCAUGAGGAUGCUAAUGGUGGUAAACCCCAGCACCAAUCCGGAGCUGGCUGCCUAAACGCAAUCCUGACAUCUGACCGCAGAGUAAAAGAUUCUGAGAAGCUGAACCCGGAAGAGAAGACGGAAAUCCUUGAGAAGGCUGGAAAGGCUAAGGCACUUGUGCUUACCCUGGUGCACCGAAAUGGAACAACUCAAUUAGACCCACAACAGAAACUCUCUUCACCAGUGUGUGGCCUCCUCGUGCUGAUGAAGAACAAUCUCGACUGCAGCACACCAGAGGACUCACUCGGGCCAAAUGACUGUCUGGUCUACUUAAAACUAGAGCACACACCUGCACGGGCCCUGCAACACACACACCAGAGUCAAGGGCUCUUUACCAGAGAUAUGCUGCUACAGGUGCUAUCAGGAUCUCAACUGGUGGUGUGCUAUAAAGCUAAGGAUUUGCUUCGCACAGCUCUCCAGUGUUACAGACGAGAUCUCAGCUGGAAACAAGUGGCAGGCUGUCAAAUCCAGGACCCACAGGUGUCAGGGUGGCUACUGGAUCCUGCAAAUCCCUCCUCUUGCUACCAGGACCUUCUCAACAAACACUGUAAAAGACCUCUUGCAAAGCCUGUUUUUGGUACCAAGAAGAUUUCCCAGGUCAUCUCAGGUCUCUGUUCACUCUACUGUCUGAACAUGGAGCUAUGCUCUAAACUACAGAGCCAGGGGCUGUGGGAGCUGUACUCAGACAUGGAGCUGAACAUGAUCUCUGUUCUGGCAGCCAUGGAGAGCCAUCGCAUCCAUGUGGACAAGGAAGCUCUGAAAAGAACUUCAGAUCUGCUGGGGACUAAGAUGAAGCAGUUGGAGCAGGAGGCCCACCGAGCAGCUGGACAAACAUUCCUGGUCACCAGCAGCACUCAGCUACGAACAGUUCUGUUUGAGAAGCUGUGCCUCCACAAGCAAUGCGAGAACAAGAAACUCCCCAAGACCAUCAACAAACAGCAGCAGUCAACAUCAGAAGCUGCAUUGUUGCAGCUUCAGGACUUACACCCUCUGCCAAAGAUCAUUUUAGAGCACAGACAGGUUCACAAGAUUAAGUCGACUUUUGUUGAUGGGAUUCUGUCAUGCAUCAUGAGUAAGAACUACAUUUCCUCCACUUGGUGCCAGACAAGUGUGGUGACAGGGAGAAUCUCAGCAAAGCACCCAAACUUCCAAGCUCUGCCGAGACAGCCGCUUCAAAUCACCAAGACGCAGUACAUCCAAGGAAAGGUGGAGGAGGAGGUGGUGAGCAUUCAUCCUCGGGCAAUGUUCAUUCCUCAGGAAGGAUGGACUUUUCUUGCUGCAGACUUCUGCCAGGUGGAGCUGCGUCUGCUGGCUCACCUCUCCUCUGACCCUGAGCUGCUCCGCAUUUUCACCCACCCGCAGGCAGAUGUCUUUACGAUGUUGGCCUGUCAGUGGAAAGGAGUGAGUGAAGAUGUGGUGACUUCUGAGGACCGCGAACAUGCCAAGCGCAUUGUAUACUCGGUUGUGUACGGGGCAGGUCGUGAGCGUCUGUCAGGGAUCCUCGGGGUGAGUGCCGAACAGGCCAGCCAAUUCCAGGACAGCUUCCUCCAGACCUACAGAGAAGUCCAGGCCUUCAUCCAAAGGACCAUCCAACAUUGCCACAAACAGGGUUAUGUGCUUUCCAUUAUGGGUCGUCGACGGACCCUCCCUCACAUCAACUCCUCUGACUGGGGCAUCCGCAUGCAGGCUGAGAGGCAGGCUGUUAACUUUGUUGUCCAAGGUUCUGCUGCUGAUCUCUGUAAAAUGGCCAUGAUCAGAAUCUUCAACCUGGUCUCAUCCUCCAGCUCACUGUCUGUCAGGCUCGUAGCGCAACUCCACGAUGAACUUCUGUACGAAGUGGAGGAUUCCCAGGUGGAACAUUUUGCAGGUUUGUUGAAGAGCACCAUGGAGUCCCUCCAACACAUAGACCACCUUGGGGUCCAUCUUAAGGUCCCCCUGAGGGUGGCAGUCUCCAGUGUGGAAAACAGUGCUCCAUUUUGCCCAUAGAACCCAAUGAGAGGAAUGUGCUCUCCGUGUGCCGCCACGAGAGAAGCUUUUCUCACCAGAGCACUGCCUCCUCUUUAAUGACCUGGAGAAGUGAAGGCCUGAGGGUCUCUCUGUUCUCAAGGGCAUCAGCAUGAGCUUUCCCUCGCUGCCAUGGCGACCGUGAGAUGUGGCAGGCACCGUACACACAUCGGGUACAGAGGCAUGCCACACUUGCAUUGCUUUUUGCAUUCUGCAGUUGGUUGGCUGGCAGGCAUGAUGUCACCCAGGCAGUGCUGCAGUUGUUUUUGAAAGACACGGAAGACUGUUUCCUCGCGUGGGAGGAAACAUCAGUUCCUCUGUGCCAGGAUGAUGGAUAACCCAGCUGGCUUCCUCUGCACCUUCAGCAGUGAUGAGAAAUGGAGAGCAAGAGGAGGAGCGAUACAGAGGUCACAUGUUGCCACUGCUGGCUCUCCUGCCUCCGCUCCAGCCGUGACCCCUUGACUCUCUGCAGCGACUGUGCAGCCCGGCUCGACUCUGCUCCUCAGACUUCAGUGUGUUCUUCUCAGUUUUUCUCCAUGCUUCAGCGGCUGUCUAAGAGUAUAUAUUUGAAGUCCAUCAGUUAGAAAGUCAGAAUCCUCCUGGUUCGAGUUGAAGCCCUUUGUUCCACAGAGCUACCACAAGCUGAAGGUGAGUACAGUACUUUUGUUUGACUCACCAGACCCCACAGAAUCAGGAGCUAAAUAUUCACAAGACCAUUUGGUUGCAUUUUUUCAAAGUUUUUCUGAUUUCUUUCAGAAAAUGAAGAUCCAGAUUGUGCUUCUGGCCCUUGCUUUUUUGGCUGUGAUCAGUGCUGCGCCAGCACCAAACAAAGAUUCCACCAAAAAUGAAGAGGUUAAAGUUGAAGAGUUGCCCUCUUCCCUAGAAAAAGAGCUAGAAUCUUUGGAAGUGCCAGAGAUGGAUGUUUCUGAAGAGGAUGUGCCAGAGCUGGACAUUUCCGAAGAGGAUGUGCCAGAGCUGGACGUUUCCGAAAAGGAUGUGCCAGAGCUGGAAAUUCCCGAAGAGGAUGUGCCAGAGCUGGACGUCUCCGAAGAGGAUGUGCCAGAGCUGGACGUUUCUGAAGAAGACUUGCCAGAGGUGGACGUUUCCGAAGAUGAUGUGCCAGAGCUGGACGUUUCUGAAGAAGACUUGCCAGAGGUGGACGUUUCCGAAGAUGAUGUGCCAGAGCUGGACGUUUCUGAAGAAGACUUGCCAGAGGUGGACGUUUCCGAAGAGGAUGUGCCAGAGCUGGACGUUUCUGAAGAAGACUUGCCAGAGGUGGACGUUUCUGAAGAAGACUUGCCAGAGGUGGAUGUUUCCGAAAAGGAUUUGCCAGAGCUGGACGUUUCCGAAGAUGAUGUGCCAGAGGUGGACGGUGUUGAAGAUAGUAUCACUCUUGAAGUUGAGAGCCUGUAAGAUACGUUUUCAAAGAAGAAUAGAUUAUGGAAGUCUUCUCAUAUUUUUCAAAUAAUUAAUUUGUGAAAAAAAGCCUGCAUAGUGACUCAAGCCACAACAUUUAUUCAAAAAGAUUUUAGUAUAUACAAUGUGACCCUACCCUACCUUAUGUUACAGUGAGUGUCAUAUUCUGUCAAUAUUCUGGAGUGAUAAUAGGCUCUUGUCCUGUUUGAGCAGCAUAUGUUUGUGGGCUCAAAUGUUAAAGAAGACAGAAUUAGUAGCUAAAGCCACUGUAUCUGACUGACCAUCUCACAGAAAAUCUCAGAAAAUAAAAAUGUAAGGCAACAUUUAAGCUUAUAUGUUGUUUAUAUUGUCGUCUGUAUCUUUGUAUCUGUAUCUGCUCUUCCUCUCUAGCUCUCCUGCUGACAUGAUCAUGAUACUGUAUACAAUAAAUAGUGUUUUGGCAUCCAAACCAGCUGGGUUGUUGUUUUGCAAUGAUCAGAUCAAGUAAAAGCUUUUGACAGCAUAAGAAUAGGCAGUCUUAGUGUAGCAUACCCUCCGAAAGAUGGUAAGAGACUCGACUGAUGGUUUUAAGGUUUAUUGCUGAUCCAUAAACCAGCUCUAUGAACCAACGUGAGAACUGACAAAACAAACAAAAAACAAAACGAUCACAUCUCCGUUUCCACCUCUGUCCACAAUAAACGGCUAACAAUCACAGUACUUGUCAAUCAGAGAGUUUACAUAUUUAGUGUAUAUACAUGCAUAACAAAUGAUCAAUUAAUUCAGUAAUAAUUAUAAGUACAACGCACACCAACCUUGUGCCUCCACGGGGGGUUGCCAUAAUCGUUUGCCAUUAAUUCCUUCCUAUCCAAGCGGCCUUUUGGUUUCCCCAGCAACGCAACACAAGGAGCCAGUGCGCAUCAGUGAAUUUCAAAAUAAAAUCUCUCUAUUCAGUCGUGGAUCAGCAGUUAGGGUGUCGGACCCGUAACCGGUGGAUCGCUGGUUCGAUUCCCCGUACC